Molecule: messenger RNA, 537 nt
Organism: Lipotes vexillifer (Yangtze River dolphin)
Lineage: Eukaryota; Metazoa; Chordata; Mammalia; Artiodactyla; Lipotidae
Source: RefSeq, a predicted model, not a curated record
AUGCCCGUCGCGGUGGAGGACAUCAUGAGGCUCCUGUGCUCCGUCUCCGAGGAGAGGAAAAUGCGGGCGGCCGUCAAGCACUCCGGGAGGGGCGGCCUGGUCACAGGGGUUGUGGCCUUCGUUGGUGGUUUGGUGGGCGGGCCACCAGGACUAGCCGUUGGGGAGGCCGUGGGGGGUUUGUUAGGCGCUUGGAUGACAAGUGGACAGUUUAAGCCAGUUCCUCAGAUCAUAAUGGAGCUGCCACCUCCCGAGCAGCAGAAGCUCCUUAACGAAGCCACUGCCAUCGUCAGGCGCCUGGAAUGGACAGACGCCGUGCAGCUGACCAUGCUGGUCAUGGGCAGUGAGGCCCUGCAGCAGCAGCUGCUGGCGAUGCUGGCCAACUACGUAACCAAGGAGCUCCAGGCGGAAGUGCAGUGCGACGAUGAGGCCUCUGCUGCGGGAAGCGGGCUCCAUUUAGAUGAUUCUUCCCGACUCAUGGAAGGUGACUGGGGAGCUGCAAGAAGCCCCACAUCAUCAGAAUAUUACCCUAAACUGUAG